Molecule: messenger RNA, 4518 nt
Organism: Danio aesculapii
Lineage: Eukaryota; Metazoa; Chordata; Actinopteri; Cypriniformes; Danionidae
Gene: fbxw12
Product: F-box and WD repeat domain containing 12
Exons: 10
Coding region: 34-1455 (473 amino acids)
Molecular function (GO): protein binding
Source: RefSeq, a predicted model, not a curated record
ACUGAAAGUAGCAGAGCAGAGGUGGUACAGUAGAUGGAGAUGGAGGUUUGUCAGAGUUUGUCUCUGGACUGUCUGAUCAGUAUUUUCGCUCUUCUUCAGGAUGAAGAUUUACUGACAGCGUCCGUCGUCUGUAAGGAGUGGCACUAUGCAGCAGAGACCCCGUGGUUGUGGAGGAGAAUGUGCCUGCAGAGAUGGAGUUUCUGCAACGUUUCUCAGCUUCUCUCAGACACUGGGAUGCCCUCGUGGAAAGGUUAUUUCCAGCGGCGCUCUCACCUGGAGAAGAAAAUGAAAACAGGCAGGUCAACUGCAGACUACACCUGCAAAAGCCUUCGAGGACACAAAGGCAAAGUUGUUGGUUUUGCAUACCUGGCUGGAAACGAUGGUUGCUCAGACGUGUGGACCUGCACACCAGUUGUUUGCAGUGCAUCGACAGAUGGCACAAUCAAAGCAUGGGACAUUCAAAAGGGAGUUAAUUUAUGGACAAGCCCUGUCCAAAGCCCUUUGCAGGACAUGACAGUGGAUGCGGUGCAGUCUGUUAUCAUCACGUCUGACAGCACAGGAACCAUCAAAACCUGGAAGGGUGCAACUGGAGAGGAGCAGGCCUGCUUUAACUCUGGCUUCUCCAGAAGCACUCUGCUGGCGUUCAGCAACAAAGACGGCAGCUCUUUCCUCAUGGUGGGAAGUGUUUUGGGGUCUCUGCUGGUGCUGUCGCUGCCUGCUUUGUCUGAAGUCUCUCGGCAUGUGGUGUGCGACUCCUUCAUGCUAAACCUCCUCCUCUCAGCGCCUGAUAAAAAGUGGAUAUUUGCUGCCUCCAAAGACAAUUUUGACUUAAGUCCAAAGGUUUUCUGUAGUGACAGUGUGUGUGACCAUGCUGAGGACCGUGUCUGUUUUAGUCUGCCAGUCACCGGCUGCUGUGCUGCAGUGUUUCUCCCAUCUCAAGCUGCUCGGCUUGCGGUCAUUCACUCUGACGGCCUCUUCAGAAACAAAACACUCUCCGUCUUCGAUUUGAUUAUGAAAGAGUCCAAAUACAAAAGGGAACCUCGUGCUCAGCAAGUUGCAUCUUUUCAGGUUGAUCUGAGCCAUCGUUCAGACGUCAUUCUUCAGGCUAGAGGGAGCAGCACUGUUCUGCUCGCAGACGGAAACCAUCUGAAGGUCUACACCAUUAAAGGGGAACUCGUAGCUAGUUUUGAAGAUCAUUUACAGCCAAUCACUGCACUUUGUGUGGACAGUUUUAGGGUGGUGACAGCGUCUCGUGACCUGUCCCUCAGAAUACUGACCUGGAGAACUCACCCCGAACAUGGGCUUACCCUGGAGAGUCAGUAUCACCUGCUCGGAGGAUCCCACACAAGAUCUAGAGGAUUCACCAACGUUGCCUGUGAUUAUUCGAGUAUUGUGGCCUCUGUGGAGUCGGUGGAUGGGAAGGACGUCCUGAAGGCUUAUACCUUUGAUUUCUGACCUCAAAACCAAUAAAUGUAUUUACGUCUCUUUUAUACUCAUUAUUUAUGUACAGCAUGAUCGUGCCUACAGUCUUCCUGCAUUAAUUAGACAAUUCAAACACUUAACCUUUUAACUCUCACUGUAGGAAAAACAAUUUAUUUGGUAAAACUGUGUUUCUUUGAAACUGUGAUGUUUUAAAGUGUUAGUUCACACAAAAAAACUCAAAUUCUGUCAUUAAUAACUCUCCCUCAUGUCAUUUCAAUCCCCUAAGAUGUUUCUGAGAGCUCCUCCAUUGACAGCAAUAGUCCCAAGAUGAACAAAGUCCAGAAAAGGAACCCAAAACAUGGCCAAAUGGGUCAUCAGUAGCUCAACUGUAAUCAUUUAAAACUCCAAAAACACUUUUGUGCACCAAAAAAAAACAGUAACACUAAUAUCUGCUUUUCUGCUGCCUCACUUCCUGUGUUACACAAUAUGUUGCAUUGCCCACAGUGAACGCACAUCCUGAUCUGAUGUGGAAGAUACUGGCGGAUGAAAUAUUUUUUAGUUCAUCUGUAAUCAUACAAAGCUCCAAGAACAUUUUGUGCACCAUAAAAACUUAAUAAAAAUAACUCGUUCUUCUUGAUCGCCAAUGUCUUCUCACUGCCUCAGGUCAGGGUGCGGGUUGUUGGUAGAAGGGAUACACCUGUGGCUGAAAGUUUAUUAAAAAUUUGUUCAUUAAAUUACCCAUUACGUUGUGUUUGUUUAACGUCUUCCCCCACAUACACAACCCUAAACCUGAGGCAGCGGAAUAUUGGCAAACAAAGUAAAUGUUACAGGGUUUCUUUGGCACACACUAGUGUUCUUGGAGCUUUGUAUGAUUACAGUUGAACCACUGAAGACACAUGGACUGUUUUGAUAAUGUUUUUGUCAUCUAUGGAGGAUAAGGGAGCUCUGAAAUUUCAUCUGAAAAAUCUUAAUGUGUGUUAAGAGGUAAAUGAAGGUCUUAUAACAAAAUCAAGGGAGUAAUUAAAAACAGAAUGUCGUUUUUGAGUGAACUAACUACUGAAUUGCCAUUCACAAAAGCUGAACUGGGGUGCGUUUCCGAAAACUAUCGUUAGCCAACUAAGGUCACAAGUUGUGUCGUUCGCAAACUGCGUCGCAAACUUCCAUGCUUGCAACUACACCUCUGGAGCUGUUAGAAUCAUAGUUCAUGGCUGUGUUCUAUUCCCACUUAUCCCCCCUAUGCCCUAUUCAUUUAGAACAUUCUAACAUUCAAAUUUGGAAUGAUGUUUUCUUUUUAAAGCAUUAAAGUGAUUAUUCUUACGUGUAAUUUGCUUUUAAAUUGUUUUAAAGUUCAGUUUUAGCGAUCUUCAUAUUGACAAUUGCGUUUCCUUCGCAGUGCACUUUGAAAACAUUGAACCCAUUCUGAACACAGCCGUGGCUCAUGACGAAAGCUAUUGACCUUAUUCUUCAAUGCGGUAGUGCGCGCGUUUUUGCGAUUGUUUUAGAACUUCCGAUUCAGCUGCCUAUGGGACAAAUGACUAGGAAUAACUAACGGCAGAAAAGGUCACACUACUUUACAAACAAGUGUUUGCAUUAAAAUACAAACAAAGUAGAAUAUUAUAAUAAGAAAAGAUCAGUUUGCAACACCAAGCAGCAAACGAGCUGUUUUUAACGUCUAAAAAAGAAGGAAGUGAAUGAGACCGAGUGAAGUGAAGUCUCGAGCCAAAAUGAUUCAAAUGGCUGCGCCCACUCGUAUGCGGAGAAUAAGGUGAAUAGGAGACCUAUUAUUUAAAAGCGGAAUUUGUUACGAAUCCAAAGCUUGUGAAAACAAAAAACACAGCAUACGUUAAUGCUUUUAAUUUAUAGUAGGUUAUUUAUUAAGUAUCUGAACUGUAUAUGACACGGGCCUGCUGGUUAGAACAUUUCUGCAGUGUUUUACAUGUCAAAUUGUAAAAGUAGACUUUGUUUUUUCUGGGUUUUCACCUUUAUUGGACAGGACAGUAGAGAAUAUUGACAGGAAAACAUUAGCAUAGGACCAGGAGGCCAGAUUCAAACUCGGGUCGCCAUGAGUGCAUGUGUCGACGCACUAACCACUACACCACUGGCUCAGAUGUAAAAGUAGGCUUUUAAAAAAAUAAAUUAACAAUAUCCUAUUUAAUAAUAAUUAUUAUUAUUAUUGUAAUCAUCAUCAUCAUCAUCGUUAAUAUUAUUAUUAUUAGGUAACACUUUACAAUAAGGUUCAUUAGUUAAUGCAAAUACUAACAUGAAGUAAUCAUGAACAACACUUGGACAGCAUUUAUUAAUCAUAUUUGAACAUUUACUAAUGCAUUAUUAACAUCCAUUCUUGUUAACAUUAGUUAAUGCAGCGAGUUAACAUGAACUAACAAUGAACAACUUUACUUUCGUUAACUAACAUGAACAUUGUUUGUUCAUGUUAGUAAAUGCAUUAAUUAACAUUAACUAAUGAACCUUAUUGUAAAGUGUGACCUAUUAUUAAUAAAGCAUGAUUUUUUUUCAUUUCCUAAUAAAUAAUACAUUUAAUUUCCUAAUAAAUAGCCUCAUAAUUUAUAUGAUUUGUAUAUGAUAUUGGAUUAUGUGUUAGAUUUUGUAAGUGAUUUUAUGUUUUAGAAUAAAAUAUGUAAUAUUCUCAAUAAUAUUUGUAAAGGAAACACAGACUUUAUAUGUGCCAUUUGCAUAUAUUUCAAUUAAUAUGGAAAGAGAGUGGAUGUUUUUACCAAAACUAAUAUAGGAUUUUUUUUAAAUGCGUGUGCGUUUAUAACAAUAUAAUUUGCACAAAGAAAUUAUGGGAUUCUUCUCUAAAGAAGUUGUUACUCCACCCUGUUUAGAGCAUCAUUAUGAGCAUUUUAGGCUAUAACUAACAUGGUUCAAACAAUAGAUCUGCGACAGAGAAACUAAAGGUUUUGGGGAAACACUUCAUCGAGUCACUACAUCGUUCUUUUCCCAACCGAUGCAUCAUACUAUGAUAGUUCAGCCGCGAGUUACGUCAUUGUUUGGGAAACGCACCGCUGUACGCUUUUAACAUCUGUUAGCCUACAACACUUGUAUGCCAAUGUUAAAUAAAGACGCUUUUCAUUUCUA